GAGAUCACCUCACUCGACUUACACGACUCACACGAGCAACCCGAGAUUUGGCUAACGACUCAAGUGGAACGCAGCUGGUCAGCGGAUUCCGAAGCCGUGGGCCGGGGAUAGAGUGGUGCAUGCAAGACGUUAUUUCAGCAUUAAGUGUGCACAGCGACGAAGUCGGAGCCCGGCAUACCGUGCACUCCAGCCAAAAUAUUCCAACUUACCCGUGACUCAGGAUACACCUCGAGCGCUUCAUCUCCUGGGGUUAGACCAGCAACUCCAUCUAGAAAAAACAUAGCAGCGCAACCAUGUCUGGAGAAUUGGAGAUCACCAAGCCCCUCCGAAGGAUCACCGAUCCUAGUGACAUUCCUAGGUUUGCCGCUCUUGUUGCAGCUGCGUUCUCUCAGGACGCACUCAAUCGCUACUUGUUCAUGGGCCGCGAGUCAAACCCUGAACAUCCCAAAAUACAAACGAUUGAGUUCCGAGCGAAGUACUGGGAGGCGAUCGUCCGGCCUCGUUUCGAAGGUGGAGCUAUCCUGGUGGAGUCACUUGAUUGGGCUGCCAUCGGUUUGUGGUUUCCUCCAGGUGUUGAGAAGAAGCCGAACCCUGCAUCCACCCUAUCAGAGGGUGUGGUCGAAUAUUUGACUUUUUUCAAAGCUCUUCGCGAGGAGAAACUGGGUACCCGUCCGCACUGGCAUUUGAACGUCAUCGGCAGAGAUCCGGAAAGGACUGAUAAAGGUGCUGUGACUUCCAUAUUUGAGCCUUUUUUGGCCGCAGCCAAAGCGAGCAAUAUCCCCAUUUGGCUGGAAUCAACAAAUGCACAUGCGAAAGGUAUCUACGAGUACUUUGGAUUCAAAGUUGUUGGGUCUACAAGGAUCGGCAAAGGUAUUGUUGGAAGUGAUGGCUGGGCCAAGGAAGGAGGCGAAGGGGUGGAGUCAUGGGGGAUGAUAGCAGGACUCGAUGGAUGGUAGCCCGAUUAGACGACCCCAAUUAAGUACUGGGUGUUAUGAGCUCUAACUACCAUCACAGCGUAGAUCUCUUUUCCCGACCAUGCCUCGUUAUCUUCCACUGAAAACGGCCUGGCAGGCGCCACAGAGACGGCUGCAUCGCACUCCAACAUUAUCAUGGCUCGGAACGCUCGAAUGCCUUGGGAAUAACUUGCGAAUAACUUGCGAAUAACAGUUCGUGGUUAAAUAUGCAUCCUAGUAGCAG
Molecule: messenger RNA, 1197 nt
Organism: Paraphaeosphaeria sporulosa
Lineage: Eukaryota; Fungi; Ascomycota; Dothideomycetes; Pleosporales; Didymosphaeriaceae
Exons: 3
Coding region: 294-956 (220 amino acids)
Source: RefSeq, a predicted model, not a curated record